Pseudogymnoascus destructans is the source of this 678-nucleotide messenger RNA. RefSeq lists its product as uncharacterized. The record is from RefSeq and is a predicted model, not a curated record. NCBI's taxonomy places the organism in Eukaryota, Fungi, Ascomycota, Leotiomycetes, Thelebolales, Thelebolaceae. The transcript has 3 exons. Bases 1 to 678 code for a protein of 225 amino acids.
AUGGUGGAGAUGGAGAUGGAGAUGGAGAUGGAGAUGGAGAUGGAGAUGGAGAUGGAGAUGGAGAUGGAGAUGGAGAUGGAGAUGGAGAUGGAGAUGGAGAUGGAGAUGGAGAUGGAGAUGGAGAUGGAGAUGGAGAUGGAGAUGGAGAUGGAGAUGGAGAUGAUGGAGAUGGAGAUGGAGAUGGAGAUGGAGAUGGAGAUGGAGAUGGAGAUGGAGAUGGAGAUGGAGAUGGAGAUGGAGAUGGAGAUGAUGGAGAUGGAGAUGGAGAUGGAGAUGGAGAUGGAGAUGGAGAUGGAGAUGGAGAUGGAGAUGGAGAUGGAGAUGGAGAUGGAGAUGGAGAUGGACAGCGCAAGAAUGAUGGGGUUUCUGUCAAGGGCUGGCCGGUUCCGCACACGCACACCAUGGGUAUCCCUGCUGGGCCAGUGUGAUGGAGGCUGUCACCAGUUGCGAGUCGCGAUUUGCCGCUCGUCAGAGCAACAAUGCAAUAGUGCCUCUUUUGGACUUGUCACCCCCCAGUGCAUCAAGGCCGCCUCGCAGCCCGCACCGAGACUGCAGUUCAUCGUGCAGAAAUGUAUCACUCCUCAGCUCUCCACGAUACUCGAGAACGUUCCAGGUCGCGGAAAACCGAUUUGCUGGAGACAAUGCAUCGAGACACGGUCUCGAAUCGUUCACGAUUGA